UGGUGGACGCACCUGUGAGGAACGCUAAAGCCAGCCCGGCCGGUACCGCCUGGUGUUCCCCGCCAGCAGCGUAAACACUUGACUGCUUUUUAGCACCAUCCUGGAUUUUAAAAGCUACGGCUGUGUGGAGUUUACAGCUGGAUAUUAGCAGAUGGAUACUCUUGGCGUUGUGUUUAACUAAGUGAUGGAACUAAGAGAGGCCAGUGGAUCCCUUGUCAGCUCCAAUUCCCAGCGGACAACAUGAUGGAGGAAAUUCCUCUCGCCCUGACAGUCAGAGAAGUCCAUUCCAUAAGACCUUGCACUAUGAGUCUUGAUAGCAUCUGUUCUGAAGUGUAAAAAGAAACAUAUAUAGGAAUAACCUCCUCCUAUCGGUCCUCUCUUUAACCCUACGGACGAAAACGACCACUGCCCUGCAACCAAUGGACAGUUUACUGAUGUAAACAUACUGACCCUAAGACUGUUAACCUCGACUGUUCUCCUGCUUCUGCCCUUUUCCCUUCAAAAACAUAUUUUUCUAAGAAAUAUUUAUCAGAAUAUAUCUCUGCACAUACUGUGGAUAAAACUGUGGAUCACUGAAAUUCAGUCCGACCCAUCCUAAGAUUUUAACACCCCUUUUUUGGAUUACAUUUUUUUUAUUUGCAGCUAUGGGUCUUGUAGGUUUUUCUAUCAGACUGCAAGUAUUCCUCAGCACAUGUCUGGGACUGGACUUUUUAGGCACACCAGGUCAGUGGGCACGCUACCUCCGCUGGGACGCCAGCACCCGUGGUGACCUGAGCUUCCAGUUCAAGACGGAGGCUUCGGAGGCGCUGCUGCUGUACUUUGAUGAUGGAGGCUACUGUGACUUUAUGCAGCUAUCGGUGGUGGAGGGCCGAGUGCAGCUGGGUUUCAGCAUCGACUGUGCUGAGACCACAGUCGUGUCUGACAGACGGGUGGACGAUGGCAGCUGGCACUCUGCCACUCUGAGCAGGUACAACCUGCGCACAGUUUUGGUACUGGAUGGUCAGGCCAAAGCAGAUGAGGUGCGACCUCAGCGUCUGUUCAUGAAAAUAGUCAGCGAUCUGUUCCUGGGUGGAGUGCCUCAGGAUAUCCGCAACGGUGCACUCACACUGCCUACAGUGCGAAACAUGCAGCCCUUCAGGGGCACAAUUACAGACCUCAAAUAUGGCAUCUCGCAGCCCCUUUUCCUGGGAAGCUUUAUGGUGCCCCUGGAGUCUGAAGGGUGGUGCACAGUGAACCCAUGUGAGAAUGGCGGUACAUGCUCAGUGGUGGAUGGACAGCCAGUCUGUGACUGCUCCAAAACCGAAUACAAGGGCCGCUUCUGCAGUGAAGAGGUCAACAACAAUAUGCCAGGCCUUGCACAUAUGAUGGCAGAACAAGCUAAAAGCAAAGCGAGGGAAGAGAAUGUGGCCACUUUCCGUGGCUCGGAGUACUUCUGCUACGAUCUUUCCCAGAACCCCAUCCAGAGCAGCAGCGACGAGAUUACGCUCUCCUUCAAGACGUGGCAGCGCAACGGCCUUAUCCUUCAUACCGGCAAGUCAGCUGACUACGUCAACCUGGCACUGAAGGACGGCGCUGUCUCCCUCGUUAUCAACCUGGGCUCCGGAGCCUUUGAGGCCAUUGUGGAGCCAGUCAAUGGGAAGUUUAACGACAACUCGUGGCAUGAUGUCAAAGUGACCCGCAACCUCCGGCAGCAAAAAAGCAUGGGACGCGCAAUGGUAAACAUACUCCAUCUUAUGGUGACAAUAUCCGUGGAUGGGAUUCUGACCACUACGGGUUACACCCAGGAAGACUACACCAUGUUGGGCUCUGAUGACUUCUUCUAUGUGGGUGGCAGUCCCAGCACCGCUGACCUGCCUGGAUCUCCAGUCAGCAACAACUUCAUGGGCUGUCUCAAGGAGGUGGUGUAUAAGAACAAUGACAUCCGUCUUGAGUUGUCCCGGUUGGCUCGCAUUGUGGACCCUAAGAUGAAAAUCCAGGGUGAAGUGGCCUACAAGUGUGAAAAUGUAGCCACUCUGGACCCCAUUUCUUUCGAGACUCCCGAGGCCUACAUCAGCCUCCCAAAGUGGAACACCAAGCGGAUGGGAUCCAUCUCUUUCGAUUUCCGCACAACUGAGCCCAACGGCCUAAUCCUCUUCACCCAUGGCAAACCUCAGGAGCGCAAAGACACUGCCCGCAGCCAGAAGAACACCAAGGUGGACUUCUUUGCAGUGGAGCUGCUGGAUGGCAGCUUGUACCUUCUGUUGGACAUGGGCUCAGGGACUAUCAAGGUGAAGGCCACGCAGACAAAGGUCAAUGAUGGUGCCUGGUUUCACGUGGACAUCCAGAGAGAUGGACGCUCAGGGACCAUCUCCGUAAACAGCAGAAGGACCCCGUUCACAGCCAGUGGUGAGAGCGAGAUUCUGGACUUAGAGGGCGACAUGUACUUAGGGGGGCUUCCCAAUGACCGCACCAACCUCAUCCUGCCCACUGAGCUCUGGACGGCGAUGCUCAACUAUGGCUAUGUGGGCUGUAUCCGUGACCUUUUCAUUGACGGUCGAAGCAAAGACAUCCGUCAGAUUGCUGAGGCACAAAAUGGCGCUGGCAUCAAACCCUCUUGCAACAAGCAACCAGGCAAGCAGUGUGAGAGCUACCCAUGCAAGAACCGAGGUGUCUGCAAAGAAGGCUGGAAUCGAUUCAUCUGCGACUGCACUGGUACUGGCUUCUGGUCACGCACCUGUGAAAGAGAGGCGUCCAUCCUCUCCUAUGAUGGCAGCAUGUAUAUGAAGGUGGUGAUGCCAACCAUCAUGCACACUGAAGCUGAGGAUGUCUCCCUGCGUUUUCGCUCGCAGCGGGCCUAUGGCCUCCUCAUGGCCACCACCUCCCGAGACUCAGCCGACACGCUCAGGCUGGAGUUGGAUGGGGGUCGCGUCAAACUCACGGUCAACCUAGACUGUAUCAGGAUAAUCUGUAACUCCAGCAAGGGACCGGAGACCCUGUAUGCCGGACAAAAGCUUAAUGAUAAUGAAUGGCAUACAGUGCGAGUGGUGCGUCGCGGCAAAACCUACAAGCUAACUGUUGACGAUGAUGUAGCAGAAGGCCAAAUGGUGGGCGACCACACUCGCCUGGAGUUCCACAACAUCGAAACAGGCACCAUGACAGAGCGUCGAUUUGUUUCCAGCAUCCCGUCCAGCUUCAUUGGUCAUCUGCAGAGCCUUAGAUUCAACGGCAUGCUCUACAUCGACCUGUGCAAGAAUGGUGACAUUGAUUAUUGCGAGCUCAAUGCCCGCUUUGGGAUUCGUUCUAUUAUUGCCGACCCUGUCACCUUUAAAUCCAAGAGCAGCUAUCUGAGCCUGGCCACCCUACAGGCCUACACAUCCAUGCACCUCUUCUUCCAGUUCAAGACCACCUCUCCAGACGGCUUCAUAAUCUUCAACUCUGGAGAUGGCAAUGAUUUUAUCGCUGUAGAACUUGUUAAAGGAUACAUCCACUAUGUUUUCGACCUGGGAAAUGGGCCCAACCUCAUCAAGGGCAAAAGUGACAGGGCAUUGAAUGACAACCAGUGGCACAAUGUGGCCAUCACCCGGGACAACAGCAACACCCACACACUGAAGGUAGACGCUACAGCCACCAGUCAGAGUAUCAACGGGGCCAAGAACCUGGACCUGAAAGGUGAUCUGUUCAUCGCAGGACUGGGUCCAGGGAUGUAUGGCAGCCUGCCUAAACUGGUGGCUUCCAGAGAGGGCUACCAGGGCUGUUUGGCAUCGGUAGACCUCAACGGUCGCCUGCCAGAUCUCCUCAAUGACGCUUUGUUUCGCAGCGGGCAGAUUGAGCGUGGAUGUGAAGGUCCCAGCACCACCUGUCAAGAGGACUCCUGUGCCAACAUGGGGAUUUGUAUCCAGCAGUGGGAGAACUACACCUGUGACUGCUCCAUGACCUCCUACACUGGUACACAGUGCAAUGACCCUGGGACGACGUACAUCUUUGGCAAAGGAGGAGGCCUUAUUACAUUCAAGUGGCCAGCCAAUGAGAGACCGAGCACCAGGACGGACAGGCUGACUGUCGGCUUCAGCACCUCCCUGAAAGAUGGCAUCCUGGUCAGGAUUGACAGUGCACCAGGUCUGGGGGACUAUCUUAUGCUGCACAUAGAACAAGGCAAAAUUGGAGUGACAUUUAACAUUGGCACAGUGGAUAUCAGUGUGCAGGAGAGCAGUACCCCAGUGAAUGAUGGGAAGUAUCAUGUUGUUCGCUUCACAAGGAAUGGUGGCAAUGCUACACUACAGGUGGAUAACUGGGCGAUCAAUGAACACUUUCCAACAGGGAACAGUGACAUUGAACGCUAUCAAAUGGCCAAUAAGAAAAUUCCUUUCAAAUACGCCAGACCAGUAGAAGAGUGGCUACAAGAGAAAGGACGGCAGCUAACAAUUUUCAACACUCAAGCAACAGUCGGAAUUGGCGGUAGUGAUUAUGGCAGGCCCUUUCAGGGUCAACUGUCUGGCCUUUAUUACAAUGGCCUCAAAGUGUUGAACAUGGCUGCUGAGGGCAACCCCAACAUCAAGAUUAAUGGAAGUGUGAGGUUGGUAGGUGAUGUUCCCAGUGUGGCAGGCUCAGCCCGGACCACGGCCAUGUCUCCAGAAAUGUCCACUGCCUUCAUUGAGACUACAACCAUGAUGUCUACCACUACCACACGGAAACACAGAUCCUCCUCAACUGUACAGCAUACGGCAGAUGAAAUUGUGUCAUCUGCAGAGUGUUCGAGUGAUGACGAAGACCUGGAGGAGUGUGAAACUAUCCAUGCAGGUGGGCUAGCACUCCCCACAGAGCCGGGCGUCAGGCGAGUUCCAGGGCCCUCGGAAGUGGUCCGUGAAUCUAGCAGCACCACCGGGAUGGUCAUCGGAAUAGUGGCGGCCGCUGCCCUGUGCAUCCUCAUCCUUCUGUAUGCCAUGUAUAAGUACAGGAACAGGGAUGAAGGCUCCUACCAGGUGGACGAAAGCAGGAACUACAUAACCAACUCAGCUGUGCAAAGCAACGGCGCUGUCAUUAAGGACAAACAGCAGAGUUCGAAAGGCAGCAACAAGAAGCAGAAAAAUAAGGAUAAGGAGUAUUAUGUGUGACUGUGAGACUUUCGUGAACACGAGAGAGUGAAGAAAGAAAGCACUAAGAGAACAUUGACUUAUCAGUUUCCUUGCAAGGAGCUAUGACAAAUGA
Perca flavescens (yellow perch) is the source of this 5184-nucleotide messenger RNA. It is a transcript of the gene nrxn3a, whose product is annotated as neurexin 3a. The transcript is spliced from 25 exons. Lineage: Eukaryota; Metazoa; Chordata; Actinopteri; Perciformes; Percidae. Bases 645 to 5090 code for a protein of 1481 amino acids. The record is from RefSeq and is a predicted model, not a curated record.